AGCCCCCAUCCAACCCGAGCGUCUUCUAUCGACUCUGGCACUGAUUGCAGGGCUUGGCACAGAUAGGGAGAGCCUCACUCAGCAACAGUGUCAGAGUGGAUCCAGGCAACAGAAGGACAAAUAAGCAGGGCCUUUCAAGAUCCAUGUUCUGUUUGCGUUUUCCUGCACUGCCAGUAUGGAAUUGAACACCCCCAAUCAAAGUCAUUUGAAACUUAGUAAAAUGGAGAAGAAAUUCCUGAGGAAGCAGGCCAAAGCCAGAAACACUUUGUUGCGACAUGAAGGCAUCGAGAGCGUUUCUCACGUCACCCAGAGCUUGGUUGUUGCCAACGGAGGACUCGGCAAUGGUGUCAGAAGGAACCAACUCCUUAGGAUAUUAGAGAAAUGUGGAUCCGUGGAAGCUCUCUUAAUGCCGCCAAACAAACCCUACUCGUUUGUGACAUAUGGAGCCAGGGAAGAAUCCAAAACAGCCUAUGAUACCCUUAAUGGGCAGGAGAUGGUGGAUGAUUUUGGACAGAACAUCACCCUGUAUUUGAACUAUGUGGAAAAAGUAUAUUGGAAAGAUCAGGGGCCUCCUGCAUUUCCUCCAGGCCUCUUGAUAGUUGAAGAAGUUGUCUCUCCCGAGGAGGAGAAAAUGUUACUGGAAGGGAUUGAUUGGGCUGAAGAUGCAGUCAAUCAAAAUGCUCAGAAAUCCUUAAAGCACCGAAGAGUAAAGCAUUAUGGAUAUGAAUUUCGCUAUGACAAUAACAACAUAGACAAAGAUAAGCCUUUACCUGGAGGUCUUCCUGAAAUGUGUGGCAGUAUUUUGGAGAAGUGUUUGAAACAAGGACACAUUAAGAUUAGCCCCGAUCAGUUGACGGUAAACCAGUACGAACCUGGUCAGGGAAUACCUCCUCAUAUCGACACACAUUCUGCUUUUGAGGAUGAAAUAAUUUCUCUCAGUUUGGGAGCUGAGAUCGUCAUGGAUUUCAAACACCCAGAUGGUCGAACGGUGGCAGCCCUGAUCCCUCGGCGGAGUUUGCUGGUGAUGACUGGAGAAUGUAGAUAUCUUUGGACCCACGGAAUCACACCCAGGAAACUUGAUGUUAUCCAGGCAUCCGAAGGACAGAAAUGUGGAAUUAUCAGCGGCGAUGUUGGAGAUUUAACAUUAAGCAAGAGGGGAGUUCGGACCUCAUUUACUUUUAGGAAAGUGAGGCAAACGCCAUGCGCUUGCGCGUAUCCUUCGGUCUGUGACAGCCAAGGGGAUCAGCCCGAAGAAGCUUCUCCUUCAUUCCCAGAGAAUGACCGAGAUGCAGCAAAACUGGAGGAGGAGUACGUCCACAGGGUGUAUGACAAGAUAGCCGGGCAUUUCAGCAGCACCAGACACACCCCGUGGCCUCGGAUCGUGGCCUUCCUGAAGACGCUGCCCCAGGGUGCCAUAGUGGCAGAUAUAGGAUGUGGGAAUGGAAAAUACCUCGGAGUCAAUAAGGAAUUAUACAUGAUUGGUUGUGAUCGUAGCCAAAACCUUCUAGAGAUCUGUGGAGAGAAACAAUUCCAGGCUUUCGUCUGUGAUGCGUUGGCUGUUCCAAUUAGAAGCGGGGCAUGUGAUGCUUGUAUCUCCAUUGCCGUCAUCCACCAUUUUUCAACAGCGGAGCGGAGACUGGCGACCCUCCGCGAAUUAGCCCGCCUCCUCAGGCCUGAAGGAAAGGCCCUGGUUUACGUCUGGGCAAUGGAGCAAGAAUACAACAAGCAGAAGUCCAAGUAUCUUAGAGGGAACCGAAAUCGCGAGGGGAAGGAAGAACAGAGCAACGGUGAGGCGGAGCUUCUCAGUGAAAAGAUGCCUGAUAGCAGCAGGCCAGAGGCGCUCUGUUCCAUCCCACCUGCUAAUGACUGUAAGGACGAGGCCCGUGAUGCCGACAGAGCAAUUCAUUCCAAGCUGCCAGUUCACACUAACAGAACUUGCUUUCAUUCUCAAGAUUUACUGGUCCCCUGGCAUCUUAAAGGGGACAGCAAGAGCGGCAAAUGCGCCGAGGCGUCGAAGCCCGUCUCGGAUCCCGCCGGCCGUUCCGGUGCCGACCCUGUCUUCCAUCGCUACUAUCACGUGUUCUGUGAGGGGGAGUUGGAAAGGGCCUGCAGGACGUUGAGCAACGUACGUAUCGAGCAAAGCUAUUAUGAUCAGGGAAACUGGUGCGUGAUUUUCACCAAGCUCUGAAUCCCUCAUUUGGGAUCGUGUGGCUUCGGGGAGAGCGGAUUGCCUGGGUUCCCUGGGGGGUAGUCUGAGGGAAAAAUGUAGCCUUGGGAGAGGAGUCUCAAGCAGAGAAUUCUGGAAGGAUGAGGAGGCAGAUGUGGAAACUGAUCCUGAUCUUGAUCCUGUCAUCGGCCAUUGUCUUAAUGUGUCUGGGCCACUGGUUCCUCAUCUAUUUUUUCCUCGUUUGGGGAGGAUGAGUGAGCGCUGUGAGGUUUCCUGGAAUGUUCUAUAUAAUUUAAAGAUACCAGGACUACUCAUGCGGGAUCUAAUUCUUUUACAGUAUUUUAUAAAAAAUGUUUCUAAAAUGUUCAA
Molecule: messenger RNA, 2536 nt
Organism: Tachyglossus aculeatus (Australian echidna)
Lineage: Eukaryota; Metazoa; Chordata; Mammalia; Monotremata; Tachyglossidae
Gene: ALKBH8
Product: alkB homolog 8, tRNA methyltransferase
Exons: 13
Coding region: 176-2188 (670 amino acids)
Biological process (GO): tRNA wobble uridine modification
Cellular component (GO): cytoplasm; nucleus
Molecular function (GO): tRNA binding; 2-oxoglutarate-dependent dioxygenase activity; S-adenosylmethionine-dependent methyltransferase activity
Source: RefSeq, a predicted model, not a curated record